This is a messenger RNA of Brenthis ino (lesser marbled fritillary), 1026 nucleotides long. NCBI's taxonomy places the organism in Eukaryota, Metazoa, Arthropoda, Insecta, Lepidoptera, Nymphalidae. The record is from the annotation of a GenBank genome assembly.
AUGUCGAGAUUUGAGGAUAAUCCCUUUAGUGAUCCAGCCAUAGACAAUCCCUUUGCGGAUCCUGCAGUACAACAAGUUGCUAGAAGUACAAAUAAUGCGACACGUGGUCUCGAUGAUUAUAAUCCCUUUGACGGACAGCAAAAUGCAAAUCAGGCUACGCCUGCUCAACAGCCAACACAGCCUGCUAUUAUGCAGGCAGUAUCACCUCCUCUAGCGGGUGGACAAUACACACAACCCAAUCCACAACAAAGCCAAGGACCACCACAGAACUUUACUACAGCUGAUUUUCAAAAAAGACAAGAGGAAUUGGAAAGAAAAGCUGAAGAAUUAGCGCGACGUGAAGCAGAACUAAGAGCUGGCUCCGCUGGUAGACGCAACAAUUGGCCACCCUUGCCUGCAUUCUGUCCCAUACAACCAUGUUUCUACCAGGACAUUAAUGUGGACAUACCUUUAGAAUUUCAAAGGAUUGUCCGACAUUUAUAUCACCUAUGGAUGUUCCAUUCACUGGUAUUAGCAUUGAAUAUUAUUGGUGGUCUCGCGUUAUUAUUUGCCGGCGAAAACUUCACUGUUUUUGGUCUAGCAAUUCUAUAUUUCGUGCUAUUAACACCAUUCAGCUUUAUCUGCUGGUAUAGACCAAUAUAUAAAGCGUUCAGAAGUGAUUCCUCAUUCAACUUUAUGGUGUUCUUCUUCAUAUUUAUGUUCCAAAUUAUAAUAACUUUGGUACAGUCUAUUGGAUUCAGCGGUGGAGGUUCUUGUGGUCUGAUAACAAGUAUCGGCGCGUUCAAAACAAGCGUGGGCGCCGGUGUUGUCACACUGAUCGUCACGAUAGGCUUCGUCACGGCCAUCGUGGCUGAUGUCAUGCUUAUCGCUAAGGUGCACCGCAUCUACCGGUCGACGGGCGCGUCCAUGGCGAAGGCGCAGGCGGAGUUCACGACGGAGAUCCUGCGCAACCAGCACGUGCAGACCGCCGCCUCCAGCGCCGCCGCCGCCGCCGUCAACGCGCAGAUCGCCAACGCCAAUAGGUAU